AUGUUGGAGUUCACACUAGAAUACAGAAGGCUAAUCAAUGUGAUAACUGAGGACAGGUCGACAGAGCUGAGGAAGUUUGAAAUGAGCAACGAAGAAUGGGAGAUAGCAGGCCAACUGUAUGACAUUCUUAGAAUCUUCAAUAAUGCCACAUUGUACUUUUCACGCUCGAUGCCCUCGUUGCCCAUGAUCAUUCCGGCUAUGAACAUCAUCAAUGAGCACUUGACAGACCACUCUCUCGAUGAACAAUAUCUCCCUUGCAUCCGCAUCACGAUUGGUCUGACAAAGAAGACCCUCAACUGCUACUACAAUGAGAUGAACCAGUUGAAUGUCUAUCGGAUCACCAUAGUGCUAUAUCCAUCUCAUAAGCUGGCAUACUUCAAGAAUGCUGGGUGGAAGCAAGAAUGA
Messenger RNA from Sparassis crispa, 405 nucleotides. RefSeq lists its product as hypothetical. The transcript is spliced from 3 exons. Bases 1 to 405 code for a protein of 134 amino acids. NCBI's taxonomy places the organism in Eukaryota, Fungi, Basidiomycota, Agaricomycetes, Polyporales, Sparassidaceae. The record is from RefSeq and is a predicted model, not a curated record.